AAUUAUAUAGGUGGAGUCGAUGACGGAGAAAGAAAACAUGAGCGGUGAUUGCGAACUUACAAAAAGGAUUUCUCUUUCGCAGUUUGACUCCCAAUCCACAGACUGGAACGACAAGGAAGAGAAAGAUGAAGCAAAAUCUAAAAUUGACGAGCUUUCCGAAGUUUUUCGUUCAGUUAUCACGCUUGUAGGUGAGGAUCCCGACAGAGAAGGGCUGAGGGCUACUCCUUUGCGAGCAGCUAAAGCUUUUUGCUAUUUCACUAAAGGAUACGAGGAGACCGUAGCAGGUGUAGUUGCUAAUGGUGUAUUUAGUGAAGAUCACGAUGAGAUGGUUUUAGUCCGUGACAUUGACCUUUAUUCAUUGUGUGAACAUCAUUUGGUUCCAUUUUAUGGCAAGGUGUCAGUUGGUUACUUACCAUUAGGAAAAAUAAUAGGACUCAGUAAAAUUGCAAGGAUAGUUGAGAUGUAUAGCAGAAGAUUUCAAGUCCAAGAGAGACUCACCAAACAGAUAGCCAAUGCUAUUAUUGAAGCUGUUCAACCUCGUGGAGUGGGCGUGGUCGUGGAAGCUGUACACAUGUGUAUGACAAUGAGGGGGGUCAGUAAACCAUCCAGCAAGACAGUCACCAGCUCAAUGCUUGGAGUAUUCAGAGAUGAUCCAAAGACCAGAGAAGAAUUCCUUGCACUAACAGGACAUACAAACUAAUAAUCUAGCAUGUAUUUAACUAUUAUUUAUUUAUUUAUUUAUUAUUAUUUUAUCCUGGCUUUGAAUAUUCUUAAUGAAAUCAA
Amphimedon queenslandica is the source of this 783-nucleotide messenger RNA. Its product is annotated as GTP cyclohydrolase 1-like. Gene Ontology annotation, biological process: tetrahydrobiopterin biosynthetic process; tetrahydrofolate biosynthetic process. The coding region runs from base 20 to 700 and encodes 226 amino acids. Gene Ontology annotation, molecular function: GTP cyclohydrolase I activity; GTP binding; zinc ion binding. NCBI's taxonomy places the organism in Eukaryota, Metazoa, Porifera, Demospongiae, Haplosclerida, Niphatidae. Gene Ontology annotation, cellular component: cytoplasm. The transcript is spliced from 4 exons. The record is from RefSeq and is a predicted model, not a curated record.